CUCAACUCAUCCGCUGCUUUACACUGUACGUUCAGACUCACAGAAGAGAUGUGCACGGGAUAAAACUGCGCUCCUUUUUUUUGCGUGCACCAAAUUACAUUUUGCGCAUUGAAAACGCCGCAUUUUUAAGCGAAACCUCUUGUUGCGUUCCGUCCGCAUUUGUUUUUUACCUCAUUAUUAAUACUCGGGUAUUUAUUUAUUAAGAUGAAGGCCAGCGCACCGGUUCGCCCUCAUAAGGUUUCUUCAAGCUGCAGUCAGCUCUCCUUGCGAAAUUUGUCGGAGCGCAGCCAGUGCAAAAUGGAAGAGGAGGAUCUUUUCUGUCUGCAGUACGACAUGAACGACUGCUACAGCCGACUGAAGCGCCUGGUGCCCACUAUUCCGCAGGAUAAGAAAGUCAGUAAAGUGGAGAUCCUCCAGCAUGUCAUUGACUAUAUCCUGGACCUGCAGCUGGCGUUGGAGACGCACCCAGCUCUACUGAAACAGACGAGCCCACCCGCCUCCACACGGACCCCUCUCACACAAAUCAACACAGAGCAGAGGACGACGGGUGUCAAUAAGGAAGACUCGAUUUUGUGUCGCUGAAAUGUCGCACACUGGUGUGCACUGAACCCAUCCAAAGCCAAGCCCAGCUUCACCGGGGAAUCCAACACACACCAGGCCCGAUCACAUGGGAGGGAACAGCACUGAAACUAAUAGCUACUAAAUCAUAAUAUGUAAACAUUUUCACAUCAGCCGUCAACGGCGUGGUGAAGCCAGCCAGAUUUCUCCCUUGUCCAUUCUGUUCUCUCUCAGUGGAGGAAAUGCUAAAUUUGGACAAAUAUUUCCCACACCCCUCUUUUUCACCCCACCAGUGGAAUUCUGAUUUGAACAUAACUAAAGACUCUUAAAUCUAAUUUUACUAAAACAUCAAACCGUAAAGCUUUACAGAUAAAGUCUGGAAAUGUAAACAUCUGACAUCUAUUGUUUAAAAUAGGUGAUUUGUGUUGAACAGGGAUUUCCCUGCAGUUACGCUGUUUAAUAUUGUAAAAUACGACAAUACGUGUUCUGAAAUGAUACUGUACAUAACAAGACACAGGAUGUUCUAUAAAUGUACGUGUAAGAGAAUAUAUGUUCAGUUGACUGUAAUUAUUCUAAAAUAUUUUUUAUCCGAAAAAAAAGUGGUUUGUUCUGUAAAUAUUGUGUUUUCACAUACAGUAAAGUGUAGUGAAUGAGUACAUGAGGUUCUGCUAAUAAAGAUCUCACAUCAUACAAGUCAUUUGUUCGUUUU
Molecule: messenger RNA, 1267 nt
Organism: Triplophysa rosa
Lineage: Eukaryota; Metazoa; Chordata; Actinopteri; Cypriniformes; Nemacheilidae
Gene: id4
Product: inhibitor of DNA binding 4
Exons: 3
Coding region: 205-582 (125 amino acids)
Biological process (GO): circadian regulation of gene expression; cell differentiation; negative regulation of transcription by RNA polymerase II
Cellular component (GO): nucleus; cytoplasm
Molecular function (GO): transcription regulator activity; protein dimerization activity
Source: RefSeq, a predicted model, not a curated record